Camelus dromedarius (Arabian camel) is the source of this 3722-nucleotide messenger RNA. Its product is annotated as leucine-rich repeat-containing protein 37A-like. Lineage: Eukaryota; Metazoa; Chordata; Mammalia; Artiodactyla; Camelidae. The record is from RefSeq and is a predicted model, not a curated record.
AUGUUGCUGUUCCACGUCAAGGAGGCCCAGGCUCAGCGUCCAGAGCCCACUCAGGAGGUUGAGUCUCCACCCCAGCAAGAGGGUCCUGCUCAAAAUCCACAGACCCCUGGGAAGGUUGAAUCUUUUCCGCCCCAGGCAGAGGCCCAGGCUCAGCGUCCAGAGGCCACUGAAGAGACAGAACCAGCUCCACUUCAGCAGGGGGCUCUGUCUCAGCCUUCAGAGGGCCCUGAGGAAGUAGGCGCUGCAGUCCCUUGGGGGGAGGGAGGGCUUCAGGAGCUUUUAGCUGAACAAUUAAGGCCUCAUGGUCCCAAUGAGAAUGAAGCUCAGCAGUCAGACCUGCACAGUGUCAGUGUUAACCCUGUGGAUCUGGCACUUACUAUAAAUCCAGAGGUCACUAAUGUGGUUGAAACUUCUCCAGUUCUGCAGGAGGCCCCCUAUCAGCCUCCAGAGAGCCCUGAGGAGGUGGAACCUUCUCCAGUCCAGGAGGAAGCUGCGUCUCAGCCUCCAGAGAGCCCCGAGGAGGUGCAACCUUCACUUGAGCAGGAGGCCCAGGCUCAGCCUGCAGAGCAUCCUGAGGAGGCGGAACCUCCUCCAUUCCCUCAGGAGGCCCAGGCUCAGCCUGCAGAGCGCCCUGAGUAUGACUCUGCCCCACUCCAGCAAGAGGCCCCAGCGCAAGUUCCGGGGUCCCCUGGUGAGAAUGUACCUCAGUUUCCAGCGAGUGAAGAGGCAGCAGCUCGACCUGGAAGUAACUAUCCAGCUCACUCCAAGCUGUCCAGUGUUACACUUAAACCUGUGGAUUUGGAACUUAUGGUCACUCCAGAGCCUGCUAAGGAAGGCGAGUUUACCGCAGCCCAGCAGGAGCCCCGGCCUCAGCCUCCUGAAUAUUCUGUGGAGGCAGAACCUUCUCCAACCCCGCAGGAUGCCACAGGACCGGCUCAGCCUUAUGAGCCUAAUGGGGAAGUUGUACCCUUCUCAACCCAGCAGGAGAGCCCAGCUCAGCCCACAGAGCAUCCUGAGGUGGUGAACCCAGCCACCCAGCAGGAGAGCCCAGCUCAGUCUCCAGCAGAGAUAGAGCCUUCCGCAACCCAGCAGGAAAGCACAGCUCAGCGUCCACAGUCUCCCGCUGAGGCCGAACCCUCUCCAGCUCAUUCUCAAGAUCAUGUGACAACAGCUUCUCCUCCAGGCCAGGAUCAAGCUCAGUCUCUGCAGUGGCCCAGUGUCACUGUUAAACCUGUGGACCUUGCACUCACCAUAACUUCAGGGCCCACAAGUGAAGCUGGACCUUCUCCGCCCCAACAGGAGGCCUCAUCUCAGUCUGCAGGGUCCCCUGAGCAGUUGGAACCGUUACUGGUCGAGCAGGAGGUUCCGGAACAGCCUCCAGCCCCCUCAGGAAAUGGUGAACCUUCUCCAGUCCAGCUUGAGCCCCCAACUCAGCCUCCAGAGACCUCUACAGCUGCCACAGCUCAACAUCCAGUACAUAAUGAGGUGACGUUCUCACCUGCAGGGCCAGGUGAAGCUCAGCAUCCAGUGAUGCCUAGUACCAUAGGCAAACCCCUGGAUCUCACAGUUGUCAUCACUCCAGAGCCUGCUAAGGAGGCUGAAAGUUCCCCAGAGCAGCAGGAGGGCUCUGCUCAUUUUCCCGUUUCCCCCGAGCAGGCUGAAAUUUCUCAGUCCAGUCUAAGCCUCUUUCUCCGUCUCCGGAGCACCCUGGGAAGGUUGAAUCUCCCAGGACAACAAGAGGCCACAGCUCAGACUACAGGUCCCCCUGAGGGGGUGGGGCUUUCUUCGGUCCAGGAGGAAGCCCCGUCUCAACCUCCAGAGCCACCUAAGGAGGUUGAGAUGACAGUUGGAAGACCAGGACAGAAUCACGCUCAGCAUUCCAGCUCGCCCAGUGUCACUCAUAAAGCUUUGGACCUGGGGCUGACCGAGGCCUGGCUCAGACGCAGCAGCCUGAGGGCACCAGGGAGGCCCGGCUGCAGCAGGGGCGGUGGGGUCUGUCCUCUCCCACCCUCAUCUCAGCAUCAGGAAAAUCUGUUCACUGUAGACUGGAGGGACUAGGGGCUGGAGACGGGGGAGAGCCAUGAAAACAGCUCCUUCCUUAAAAGAAAGGGUGGACAAAUCACUCCAUCGUUACUCUUCGUGUCUAGGGAGACAGAGAGAUGGAAAGAGAGACCAGGGUAAGGACUGAGACAAGAAUGAAAAAUACAGAGAAGCACAGAAGUACAGAGAGUGUAGACAGAAAGGUGCCAAGACAGAAAUAGAUACAGACACUGGGAGACAGAGAAACACACACCUGGAGGGUGUCUGGAUGGAAGGUGCUGGGAGACGGGGUGGGGCUGAGUCAGAACUGAUGUGGGGGGAUGGUCGUGCAGGAAGCCGAGCCGCUGAGGCCCUGAGGGUUUGGGGUCCUUGGGGAGUCUGGGACAGAAGGGCCUAGAGCCACGGGUUCCCCACCUACCAGUAUGGCCUAUCCAAGGACGGGGCUGGGGCUGAAGUAGGUGUGCGGAAGUGUAUCCAGUCCCCUCCCAAGGCUGCUGGCCUGGGGUCCCUGGAGCUGGGGACAGGUGCCUGCCUUUCCGCGUCCUCCUCCCGAACUGUGCCAGCUGGCCCCGUCCCCCCACCCCAGGCCAGUGUCAGGUUCCAGGCUGUUCCCCGGGGGAACUUUGAUCUGGAAAGAAUGAGGGUGACCGAGCUGGCGGCUGCCCAGGGCCGAGCCGUGCCACUGAGACCUGGCCUGGGCUGCCCCUGCCACCUUCCCACCUGUGGGGGCACCAGGCAGUCACUCCAGGGCUCAGGAGACACAGGUGGGGUCUCUUCUGCUUUCCUGCCCCCCUGUUCUCUCCACUUCCAUUCACUGUUCAGUCACUAGUUCCUGCACUGCUCCAUUCGGCGCCCCUCCCUUCACUCACUCAUUCAAAUGGCUGAUGGAGCUGGGGGCUGGGCCAGGGGUCAGAGGGAUGAGAGAGGCAGGGCCUUGCCCUCUCAGGAGCCCCAGAGAUCACUACUCAAGACAGACAGCAGCUCCACACUGGAGGAGGGAGCCAGGGCAGGAGAGGAGGGAUAUAUUUCAAUGGGCAUGGUGGGCGGGGAGGGGAGGGGAGGAGUGGUAACAGGCCUCAUCAGGGACGGCUUCCUGGAGGAGGUGGCAUUUAAACUGGGCUCUGAAGACCUAAAGAAGGGAGUCUGCCAGACAGGAUGGCAAGUGGAAGGGAUGCUUCAGGCAGUGGGACCAGGGCAGCCACAAAGGCAGAAGUGUGGGAGUUUGUGCAUUUUGCCGGAAGGGCCUUGAAAUGCACCUUAAGGCAUUCGACCCACUGUUGGUGGAGGGGAGUCAUGGGUCAGAGGGAUAGUUUUGUUAGAGAAAGGAGACUCGGGGGGGCUUGCAGGGGAGGUGGCAGCCUGGUGGUGUGGGUGCUGGUCUCCUCCAGGCUUCCCCAAGGAGGUGCUAGCGCCCGCAGAGACCUCCCGUACCGCUCCAGCCCCAAGGGGGACUCCAGAAUGAUUCUGAGGAAGCCCAGCUUGUGUGUGGGCUGCAAAAGGCUUUGGAGGGCCCUGGCCCAGGCCAGAGCCCAGCCCCCUGCCUCUGCCCAGCCUCCCCACCCCCACUGCUUACUUGGAGUGACACAGCCUUUUUCUGGGCUGAAAGCAGACACUGCCUGGCCUGCGGGGCCCCUGGGGAAGGCCCAGGGAGCCACAGCCCUGGAGCUCUGCCUCCCCCAGUC